Dendronephthya gigantea is the source of this 720-nucleotide messenger RNA. Its product is annotated as melanocortin receptor 5-like. The transcript is spliced from 3 exons. Gene Ontology annotation, molecular function: G protein-coupled receptor activity. Gene Ontology annotation, cellular component: membrane. NCBI's taxonomy places the organism in Eukaryota, Metazoa, Cnidaria, Anthozoa, Malacalcyonacea, Nephtheidae. Bases 1 to 720 code for a protein of 239 amino acids. Gene Ontology annotation, biological process: G protein-coupled receptor signaling pathway. The record is from RefSeq and is a predicted model, not a curated record.
AUGGCAUUGGCAAACAUUACGUGUACAACUACGGGAUAUGACAACACAAAUGAAACUGGAAUUACUCCUCCUGGGAUUACCUCCAAUGAACUGCUCAAUUGGGCAAAUUUUAUAGCAUUUAUAAAGAAAUUGGACUUAACAAUGAAAGUCAUAUUAAUUGUUAUCAUCAUAUUUACAACUUUGGGAAAUACGUUGGUUUUGAUUGCGACCUGGAGAGAAAGAGGUCUUCAUCAACCAAAUAAAUAUUUCAUCGCUUGUCUGGCUGUCGCUGAUUUUUUGAGCAAAGGAAUUCUGGCUACUGGGCUCUGCCCUCAUUAUUUCCAGGAAUAUAAUCGAAUCUACGAGCGACAAAUAAUGUUACGAAAUGGCGAACUGGGACAAACAUCGGCUAACCUCAGCAAGCAAACUGCCACUCUUCGACACGAUAUGAAAGUGUUUCGGAUGUUGGUGAUCAUUAUGGGAGUAUUUAUAGUUUGCUGGAGCCCUUGGUUUAUUGGGUUCGUGCUCUUAAAUAACUUUAUAGAUUUAAAUUGCUUGUUUUACAAGUCUAAUAGCUACUGGUAUCGGAACUACACAAUUUUUUUCGUAGCAAACACCCUCCCACUACUCAACAGUCUUUGUAAUCCAAUCAUUUAUGCUUGGCUGGAUCAAAAGUACAGAGAAGCUUUCAAAAAUUUGUUUAAGCAAGUAAUCUGUCGGUUUGGAACGAGAAUGAGAUAA